Molecule: messenger RNA, 1651 nt
Organism: Rhincodon typus (whale shark)
Lineage: Eukaryota; Metazoa; Chordata; Chondrichthyes; Orectolobiformes; Rhincodontidae
Exons: 6
Coding region: 189-1364 (391 amino acids)
Biological process (GO): positive regulation of cytokine production involved in immune response; defense response to Gram-positive bacterium; apoptotic process
Cellular component (GO): membrane; external side of plasma membrane
Molecular function (GO): transmembrane signaling receptor activity; protein binding
Source: RefSeq, a predicted model, not a curated record
UAAAAUAGACCUGGUGCUCCUCUGAAGUGUCAUCUCACUAUAAGUAUGAUCGAAUGGCAUUUGUACCAUGAUGUCAUGUGCAGGGUUGAUCUCAAGCGGAAGGAUAAUUGACCUAGAGGAAAGAGGGCGGGCUGCCUAUCAGGAUGAAGUUUGAAUUAACACCUGGUUUCCUAACACUUGCAUGAAAGAUGGGGAGUGUUGAGAUUUGUUGUGUCCUCGUGUUGAUAUUUAACUUGCAACUGGUGAUGGGCUGUGGCUCAGAUGAGUAUGGUUUUCAGGGUCUAUGCUGUCCCAUGUGUCAAGCAGGUGCUCGUGUUUCUAAACACUGUACAUCAGUAUCACCAACUACAUGUGUUCCCUGUGCUCGUGGAGCUUUCACAGACCGUCCAAAUGGUUUAGAAAAGUGUAUGAAGUGUAAAUAUUGCAACCCAGAUCUGGGACUUUAUGCACGUCGGGAAUGCACUGAAACUCAGAAUGCAGUGUGUGACUGCAAAGAAGGCUACGUUUGCUUAGCAAAAACAAAAGAUGGAUGUCACAUGUGUGCAAAAUCUACGCCACAUAUUUUCAACAGAAGUAGAAAUGUCAAAGGUGAUCCUAGAUAUCAUGAAGCAAGACCGACGACAGAGUCCGAAAUUAUCCACAAUGAUGCCAUCAUUAAAUUUUUAAGUCAGGAUGACACAAGGAAUCCACUGAUACUUGGAAAUAAAACUGCAAAGAAGAAACCUGUUCCUAAAUCAGAAAUAGCAGCCACAUUCCGGAAAGAAGAGCCAAUUCUAGAAACAACUACAGGGAAACCAAAAUUGGGGCGUGGGCAGGAUUCUUUACCAAUAACAGAAGUACUGAUGACAUUGAUGCAAACAAUUGAUCCAGCAUUUCCAAAAGAGUCUUUAAAGCUGCAGGAGGCAGGGAACACAGCCAUUGUAGCAUUACAAAACUCUACGAAGACCAGCUUAGCAGGCUUGCAGAAUGUUAUGCAAAUUGGGCUAGCGAGUAUUCGAACUACUAUUCAGUCUGGAAUGGUAGGCCUACAAGGUACAGUGAAAACUGGCAUGGUAGAUAUUCAGAAUGUAUUGCAGACUGGAAUGACUGGCAUUCAAGAAACCUUAAAGUCUGGGGUGGCUGAUGUCAAAGGCAUCAAGAAUGGUCUCACACAGGUUGAGAACACUCUGAAGCAACUACAAACAAAUUCACAAUCUAACUUGGUUCAAAUUACCAAGCAUGUUGGUGCACUGGUCAAUGUUCUGACAAAACUUGCUUCGAACCAGUCAGUGUCCUUCAUCCACCUUAGGGAUAUUACUUGUAAUCUUUCAAAUAAAACAGUGACAAAACCAGAGAUAAAGCAACUCCCAGUAACACCAAAUUAAAGUAAAAUACAAAUAAGGCUCAUGAGACAGACCUUGAAUAGGUUAUCAGCAGGAGUACUGAGCCUCAUUAAGAAUGCAUAACAAAAAAAGUACAAAUAAAUACAUUUCUUUUUGGGGGAACCCCUUUCAUGUUGUAUUUGCUUCCUGUAACAUGUACACAUUUCAAUCUGACUUCUGUAUUUUCAUUUCUUUUCAAUUCUCCAAGAGUUGCUUUUCACAAUUUACUCUUGCAUGUUGCAGUUCAAAUAAAUGCUACCACCAUUUAAUACUGCAUGACUAUCAGUAAA